Molecule: messenger RNA, 1197 nt
Organism: Drosophila rhopaloa
Lineage: Eukaryota; Metazoa; Arthropoda; Insecta; Diptera; Drosophilidae
Product: phenoloxidase-activating factor 2-like
Exons: 2
Coding region: 1-1056 (351 amino acids)
Biological process (GO): proteolysis
Molecular function (GO): serine-type endopeptidase activity
Source: RefSeq, a predicted model, not a curated record
AUGCGUCGUCUGCACGGAAUUCUUCCAAUCCUAUUCCUUCUCCUGGCCAUCUAUCAGGUCCUGGGCCAGAAUUCUUGGCCCUCAAGGGAGAGAAGGUGCGUUGCGCGUCAUAAGUGCCGGUAUCAAGUAGAUUUCCGAGCCAUGACUAAAGGAAAUAAUGGGUGCCCUGCCCCGGAAACUUACUGUCAAAAUAUACAUAUACUUAAUGACGUGCCGGAUAUAAGCGUCGAAGAGACGGUAAAUCCCGAAUGCGGACGACCCAACACCAGAGGCGUAACCUUCGAAGUGCCGAACAUGGAUGGCUUUGCCCAGGAGUUCGAGUUUCCAUGGAUGGUGGCCUUGCUCGAUAUAAAAGGAGAAUACUUGGGUGGUGGCGCCAUUAUCUCUCCCGAGGUGGUCAUCACAGCCAACCAUGUAACCAACAACCUAACCGAAGACCAGCUUAUUGUCCGCGCUGGCGAAUGGGACUUAAAAACCAACUCCGAGCAUUUUCCACAUGUUGAUGCUAGAAUCCGGUCGAUCGUUCGUCAUCCUGGCUUCGACAAAUACAACGGGGCCAAUAACGUGGCUCUCUUGUUCCUGCGCACUCCGCUAAAAUUUACCCAACACAUUAAGCUAAUCUGCCUGCCGCCGAAUAAUAGGAAUAUUAGGAACUUGGAUUACUCGCGCUGCAUCCUCAGUGGCUGGGGUAAGAAGUCCUUUAACGACUUCACAGACAUGAACGUCUUGAAGAAGAUGGAGUUACCAAUAGUCCAUAACAAUAAGUGCGAAUAUCAACUUCGUCGAUUCUUCGGAUACACAUUCCAGCUCGACAACAGUCUCUUGUGCGCAAGCGGGGAGCUUGGAAAGGACACGUGCGGGUCUGAUGGUGGCUCUCCGCUGGCUUGUUCCCUGCGAGAAGAUCCCCAAAGGUAUGAGCUGGCCGGCAUUGUUAACUUUCGCGUUCUGUGCGGAAAGCAGGACGUCCCGACGGUUUAUACCAAUGUGGGAAAAAUUCGAGAUUGGAUUAUCAUUGAGACUAACAAAAAUUUGAACGUUUCCGCCCGCACAUCGUGAUCUCCUGUUUGAGUUUCCCGGGACAACCAACCGCACCGCAAAACCCCAUAUAUCAAUAUAGUUUUCCCAAAUCAACCUCAUGUUGAAGAGCCAGAUUUUAGCUGUGAUGGAUUUUCUGGUAUAUCUAAAGAUUUCGACUAU